Lactuca virosa is the source of this 513-nucleotide messenger RNA. NCBI's taxonomy places the organism in Eukaryota, Viridiplantae, Streptophyta, Magnoliopsida, Asterales, Asteraceae. The record is from the annotation of a GenBank genome assembly.
AUGUGGGAGUUUUUGUUUCUUCAUAAAACAGCCGGGGUAGCCAUGGUCCCUUACCCAAACUCUCCCAAGUCCCCUUAUUUCCAUGACUGUCUGAAUUGGUUACUGGAUAAUCAGCUCGAUGAUGAUAAACAAUCGAUUCUUGUUGCAGGUUUACAUUAUAUUGAGUCAAAUUUUGCUUUGGUCACUAAGAAAAAUGAAGCAUCUCCAUCUGGUUUUGACAUCAUAUUCCCUGCCGACCCGACGGCUCAUGGAGGUGGCGGCAGCAAGGAAUCCAAGACAUCAACCGCACACAGUGGUACAUGGUGGCAGUUGACUGAACUUGCAACGGCAGCAGCGCUGGCAGUCAUGACUCAUGACGAUUGGCAGCAGCUUUACGGGAGAAUAGCUACACGACGGCUACAGCAACGACGAACCCCACAGCCGCAAAUGCGACCGACUUCUCUCACGACCACAGUGUCGGUCUCCUUCUUCUUCUACCACCACGGAAGCGACGACAUUCGAUGGCAGCGAUAA